AUGGCCUCCAGCGAGCACCCGUCGGUCGCUGCCGUCUUCGAGGUCGUCUUUGACAAACGGGUUGGCCACACGGUCUCGUGGAAGCGCAACCUGCCCGAUGUCUCCCUCGAUGGAGUGGAGUACAAGUGCUUGCCGUCGGGCUUGCAUGGAGUCCGCGAAGAUCUCGUGUACUUUGUGCAUGGAGCGUACGCUGGAGUAAGCGCGUUUGUGCUGGGUGAUGCGGACGAACAACAGAGGAACGCCAACUUUGUCGCUGUGGGUGCUUUGGUGCCGUUGAGCUUUGGGAGGUUGGGCAAGAGCUGGAUACAUGCAGCAGCCCUGAGGGAGCUGGCACGGGAACGUGUCAGAGAUGCACAGAGGUCGCAAGGACUAGAGCAGUUUUGGAAGGAGAACAAGGGAGAGAAUUCCGGCGAUGGCACUCCGGUCUCCCCUUCAGCGGUGCGAAGAGCAUCACUUCCUGUCACCGCCAUCGACGCAAAUCGGAAGAGAAAGCGAGCGACGUCGGAUGCUAGUGGCAAUAUGUUCCCUGCCAUGCAAGCUUUCCCCCCCGACCAUCCUGCGGUUUCGAUGUUCGCCCUCCUCGACAUGUUUGGCCCCCUCAUCUUUCCCCUGCAUCGCGCCACCCUCCUUCGAAAGCGAAUCUUACUCUUGACCACACCUCCGGUGCAAGAGAGUUGCAACUUUGUCUACCUCCUCUCCAUCCUUUCCAGCAUCCCUCGUUUCCUUGCAGACAGUCUUCCACCAGAAAGCGAGUUGGCCCUACGGAUACAGACUCUCUUCAGCGUCGGAGUCCACGACAUUCCUUUUCUGGGAGAUGAAAAGAGGAGGGAGCGAUGGCUCGCGUGUACGACGGACGAUAUACUUGAGGAGAAGAGGGACUUGUAUGAUGUCUUUGUCAGAUUGCCAUCGCAUACCGGCCCAAGCUAUGAAUGGCCUCGGAUACGGACUGCCGACGGUAAAGAUAUCAGAGCAACCCAGCGGGACUUGCGAAGGUAUCGACUGCUCCGCGCUGAGCUGGAUCGCACUGUCCCUGCCUACCAGGAUGAUCCCGAGGAAGCCAGCAGCGACAGCGGUGGAGCAUCGAGUCCACUCAUGCGUGCAUCUACGAAUGCUCUCGUUGAAGAAGCUAAGCAUACUCGGCCAGGUGACAGCACCAUAUGUGAGCCGGUCUCAUGGACUGCCAUGGCCUACAAUGGGUUCAUGUGGUGGGCAUCGGCGGGGGAAAUGGAGGCUUGGGAGAACGAGGAAGCACGGGCGGAUCGGCAACUGCUGGAAGAACUUCCCGAGAUGGAGGAUUUGGCACAACACAUGGCUACCAGCUCGUCGGGUGAUGUGCAGGGGGGAGAGCCGCAGGUUCGGCUGAAGAUGGUGGCAGCAACGGUCUUGACGGCGUACUUCCACCACAUGACCGCGGACAUUUUGCAGCCGUUGAUAGAUGCGGUGGAGGAGGCGGAUGAUGCGACGGAAGAAGGGGUGGCAGAUGCCGCGAUUCACAUCUCGAACGAGGAUAUGCGUGCGAUGGGGUUGGACUCGUGGAGUGCUGCAGACCGGGAGUUCGUGGCGGAAGCAUUGCGGCUGUAUUUUGCCCGGGAAUCAAAGAUUGAGGAGGGCGGGCUGAACAUUUGCGGUGUCAGAGUGUGCUAG
Messenger RNA from Neohortaea acidophila, 1644 nucleotides. RefSeq lists its product as uncharacterized. Gene Ontology annotation, cellular component: lipid droplet. Bases 1 to 1644 code for a protein of 547 amino acids. The transcript has 2 exons. The record is from RefSeq and is a predicted model, not a curated record. Lineage: Eukaryota; Fungi; Ascomycota; Dothideomycetes; Mycosphaerellales; Teratosphaeriaceae.